AAUGACUCUUGGGCUACGGUAAAAUGGCGUCCGCUUGUAGUGGAGACAUGGAGACUACUAGAGGACAGUUGUGUGUUAGUUAAAAAUAGAGCGUUAUAAAAGGGAAAGGACUAGAAAUAGAGAGGGCACAGAGACACAGAAAACAUGGCCGCCCCGACGCCUCAGCCCCACAACCGCGGACGCAAGCAGGAGGAUGACGAGGAGGAGGAGGAUCCUGUGGAUCAGAUGAUCUCGCGGACCGGUUGCACGGCUCUGCACUAUGCGGUACAGGAGUGCAUGGCGGAGCACGGGGACUGGAGGCGCUGCCAGGAGCAGGUGCAGAACUUCAGGAACUGUAUGCAGGACCAUCAGAAGAGGAGGAUGGAGGAGCUGAGGAAGAAGAUGAGCAACAUGGCCGACCCCACGUCUUAGGGGAUGAAGCGCAGUGCACCCCACACUUGACUCCGCCUCUUACACCUGCGUCAUAUGCCUGGGUAUAACGCCAAAUAUAGUCACAUGACAAGGACAGCAGUGACAGUGUAUGUAUGUAUAUAUAUAUAU
This is a messenger RNA of Hyla sarda, 540 nucleotides long. RefSeq names its product cytochrome c oxidase assembly factor 4 homolog, mitochondrial. Gene Ontology annotation, cellular component: mitochondrial intermembrane space. The transcript has 2 exons. Gene Ontology annotation, biological process: mitochondrial respiratory chain complex IV assembly. The record is from RefSeq and is a predicted model, not a curated record. NCBI's taxonomy places the organism in Eukaryota, Metazoa, Chordata, Amphibia, Anura, Hylidae. The coding region runs from base 145 to 411 and encodes 88 amino acids.